ACACGUUCAUUGAGUAGAUGCGUCGAAGAUAAAACAUUGACUGAUCAUCGCGUAGACAAUGUCGUUGACGAUAGUUUUAAUAGAAAAGGCGAACGUAGCGCCGCCAGUGACGAGUAAUUCAACUAUCUGUUAACAUGGCGAACCGCACGGUAAAAGACGCGAAAUCAAUUCGCGGUACCAAUCCACAGUAUUUAGUGGAGAAAAUAAUAAGAUCUCGAGUUUACGAUUCGAAAUAUUGGAAGGAAGAAUGUUUUGCUUUAACCGCAGAGUUACUUGUCGACAAAGCCAUGGAAUUGAAAUACAUAGGUGGAGUUUACGGUGGCAAUGUAAAACCAACGCCAUUUCUAUGUUUAAUAUUAAAAAUGUUACAAAUACAGCCAGAAAAAGAUAUCAUAGUAGAGUUCAUAAAGAACGAAGAAUUCAAAUAUGUCAGAGCUUUGGGUGCGCUUUAUAUGCGACUGACAGGUUCAUCAUUGGAUUGUUACAAGUAUUUAGAGCCUUUGUUCAACGAUAAUAGAAAACUUAGGAAACAAAAUAAGCAAGGUUUUUUCGAAUUGAUCCAUAUGGAUGAGUUUAUAGAUGAGCUUCUACGCGAAGAGAGAUCAUGCGACGUUAUUUUGCCAAGAAUCCAAAAGCGUCACGUUUUAGAAGAAAAUAAUGAAUUAGAGGCAAAAGUAUCGGCAUUGGAAGACGACAUGGAUGAAGGAAUUGAAACGUCAGAGGACGAAGAUAUACCUCCUGUCAAAGAAGAAAGUCGCAAAAGAACGGAAGAUCAUGAUAGAGACAGAGAUCGUCACAGAGACAGAGACAAGAGACAUUCUCGUUCGGAUAAAAAAUCGGAUAGAGAAAAGCAAAGGUCGCGAAGUAGGGAAAGAGAAAGAGACAGGAGAGAACGUAAACGAAGUAAAUCGCCUAAGACUCAUUCCUCCUCGCACAAGGAUAAAGAUAGGGACAAGGAUAGACAUAGAAGAGAUGACAGAGAUAGGGAUAGAGAUCGAGACAGAGAAAGAGACAGGGAUCGAAGAAGGGAUCGUGAAAGAGCUAGGCAUUGACUUGGCAAUUGUGCGUGCCUGUUUUUUCUGACCGUUCUAUUUCCUCAUCAGUGGUAUAUGGCGGUUGAAGACCAGGACUCCAAAAUUGCGCCGUGCUUUUACAUUUGUACAGAACAUGCCGCAUUUCAGGUAGGCCGAUAUCCGCGGUCGUAAUUGGUGUUUUAUUCAUGGAUUCAUUUAUCGCUUCUAAACAAUUUGUCCUCCUUAAUUUCUCCACUAUUUUCUAAUAAAGAUUUUUUAAUUACGUUAAA
Molecule: messenger RNA, 1303 nt
Organism: Vespa crabro (European hornet)
Lineage: Eukaryota; Metazoa; Arthropoda; Insecta; Hymenoptera; Vespidae
Gene: Prp38
Product: pre-mRNA-splicing factor 38
Exons: 4
Coding region: 135-1052 (305 amino acids)
Cellular component (GO): precatalytic spliceosome
Source: RefSeq, a predicted model, not a curated record